CGUCUCGCGAGCCUCGCGGCGACGUUACACACGUCGCGUAGUAGUGCCGGGUUCAACAUUGUCGUCCGCGCGCCGCCCUUCUGCCGUUCUCAGGGGGGUGGAACGGCAACGUUCUCUAUCUCGAGGUGUCUACGCCGGAGUAAUCCGGGCGUCGGGUCCCGUCGACGACACCGUAGUGUGAUCACCAUGCGAUCAACGAGCCGGAUCGUUCGCGCUGACGACGACGCGUCGUCGCCACCAGUUCCGCGAGGGUUGCAACGUCUCCUCGGGCUCCUCGCUUCCGGUAAACGCGGACCGGAACACGUCGAUCGCGUUGUUCGAAUGUCCGGAGUUGAUGUUUGCCGAGAUGUAGUGCAGUGGUGUUGAAGGAAACGUCAACUAUAGGCCAGGAAGGGAUUGACUGACUUUGAUUAGUGCGUUUGAAUUGACAUGGAAAUUGAGGGGACUGUUCGAAAGCCUCGAGGGUCUUGAAAUAUUGAAAGAUUGUGAACUGAGUAUAGCGUAUAAAAUAAUUGAAUUUGAAUUGCUUAAAAAGAAGCACGAAACUGCUAUCGAAAGAGGUAAACAAUAGCAACGAAAAUUUUAAUACAAUCUAAGGGCGUUUCUGGCGAAAGGACCUGUUGUGCGCUUAACGAAAAGUAAUCAAAUUUUAAUGUAUCGGCGAUAUCGGAUCGUUCUAAAAUGCUUGAUAGUGAAUGAGGAAUAAAUUAACUUGUGAGGAAGGUAAAAUAUGUUUUAGGAUAAGGAAGAUUCAUCGCGUCGUAAAUUUGUGCAGUGUAUAGUUUGGAGGUUAAUCAAAAAAAAGUUUGCGUGUUAAUUUAUAACUCAACACUUUCGGCUAUCGUCUCUCAAUCAUUGGAACAGAGUGAAAUUAAUGCAUUUGUGUGUGCGUUUAGUGAUUAUUGGAAAAAAAGUGUCGAGUUUUCAGUGCGUGAAGUCUCUUGAUUUCGUCGAGUGGAAUCCUUUGUCUUUGAACGGACACUACGGGACAACGUUCGAGAAGUGAAGGAAAUUGAUUAUAAAUUAAACUAAUUAUCAGAAAAGAAAAAUAAUCGCGUAAAACGGUCGGUGAGAGGCGGAGAAUGCAGUACAGAAAUUUCGCAAAUUAUUUGUGGAAUGGCGCGUUCGAGACACACACGAUAAUGAUCGCAAAACUAAUAACUCAUUAUCUGCAAUUAGUAAUUAAAUUUUUUUAACGAACAUAAGCGUUUUAAGUAUAGAGAUGCUUGAGAACAUUCUGGAUUGAAUCUGCGCCGCCUAUCGUUUGACAUUUCGGAAAAUCCCACAAGAGGCGACAGGCCUAAUUGAAGUCAUGAUUCGCACAAAUGAUAGGUUCACCGGGACGGCGGAAACUCGACGGCGUCGCGAUUAAUCGCGCAGGCGUAAAUGAGAGACGAUCGUUGUGGGACGCGGAGGUGAUCCAUAGAUCGUGUCGGGCGUGAUCGGUUGCGGGAGGAGGGUGGCAAGAUGGAACUCAUCCCGGUCCUUGUCUGCCUGAUCGCCCUGCCGCCCGGCCUCUCGCUCUCCAUCAAGAGCAAGCUCAACCCGCGGAUCGUUCAGACGCGCUACGGCGAGGUGCAGGGUAUCACGAGGUCCUUCGAGUACGCCAAGUUCCUCAAGCCAAUCGACGUUUACCUUGGGAUACCGUACGCGACACCGCCGGUCGGCAGCAACCGCUUUUCCCCGACGAGAGCGCCGAGUCCUUGGGAGGGAGUCAGAUUAUCAGACUCGGUGGGUCCGGUCUGCCCCCAAAAGCUGCCGGACAUCGCAAACGAGCAGGAAGCGCUCGAGCGGAUGCCUAAGGGAAGACUGGAGUAUCUGAAGAGACUGCUGCCUCAUCUGCGCAACCAGAGCGAGGACUGUCUUUACCUAAACAUCUACGCACCUGCCAUGGGCAUGGCGGAGGGUGGUAGGAAGCAUCCGGUGUUGCUGUACAUUCAUGGCGAGAGCUACGACUGGGGUAGCGGAAACCCUUACGACGGUAGCGUCCUAGCCAGCUACACCGACCAAGUGAUCGUCACCAUGAACUACCGGCUAGGCGUGCUCGGCUUCCUGAACGCCAACGUGGCGCCGCAGACCAAAGCGAGGGUCGCGAAUUACGGCCUCAUGGAUCAAAUCGCCGCUCUGCACUGGGUUAAGGAGCAUAUCGCCCGCUUCGGGGGCGAUCCCGAGAACGUCACCCUUAUGGGCCAGGGCACCGGGGCCGCUUGCGUGCAUUUCCUCGCCAUCAGUCCCACCGUCAUUCGAGGAUUGUUCAAACGAGCUAUACUUCUGUCGGGCAGCGCCCUUUCAUCCUGGGCUGUCGUGGAAGAUCCUGUAUCCUACGCCUUAAAACUCGCCAAGGCUAUCAACUGCUCCAUUCCCGAUGAUCUUCUCAAAGACAAUGAGCUUAUAGUCGAUUGUCUGAGGGAGAGCAGUCUGGAAGAGCUGAUGCAAGUCGACAUUCAACCUCCGACAUUUCUUAGCGCGUUUGGUCCAAGUGUCGAUGGUGUCGUCAUCAAGCCGGACUUUCAGAAAGAUCUCCUGUCUUAUCUGGGCCCCGAGUUUCAAGGAUUUGGGCCUCUUCUGAAAAAGGCCGAACAUGGCGCGCCAAUAACGAGCAACAACAAAUACGAUCUGUUGUUUGGUGUGACAACGAGCGAGGCAUUAUGGAAGUUUGCGGAGAAGGACGUUCUACAAGGAUUCGAGGGUGAGAGACGAGACAGGAUUAUCCGCACGUACGUGAGAAACGCCUACGUCUAUCAUCUCACUGAGAUAUUUUACACGGUGGUGAAUGAGUACACCGACUGGGAGCGAACGGUUCAGCAUCCCAUCAACACGAAGGAUGCAUGCGUGCAGGCGUUGAGUGACGCGCAGUUCGUGGCUCCUCUCGUACAAACCGGGGAUCUUUUCACCCUCAGACACACCAAGAAACCGAACAAUCCCCACAUAGCGCCGAUUCCCGACAGCGAGGAGGAACCGAUGCCCAAGACCUACUUUUACGUGUUCGACUAUCAGAUGAAGGAGGGCGAUUAUCCUCCGAAAAUGGGCUCGGUGCACGGCGAGGAACUUCCAUUCGUCUUCGGGGCGCCAUUGUGGGUAGAAGGAUUUGGCCAUUUUCCGAAAAACUACACGAGACUGGAAGUGGCACUCUCGGAAAGUAUCAUGCAGUAUUUCGCGAACUUUGUGAAAACUGGAAAUCCAAACAUUAUUGAUCAUCACGGAAGAAACGACACUCUUUUACCAGCCAGUAGAGAAAAGAGUCGAUUUCGCAGUUUGUCCUGGGAGCAGUACGAUCCAGUGCAUCAAAAAUACUUGGAAAUUGGAAUGAAGCCGAAGAUGAAAAAUCACUACAGAGCGCAUCAGCUGUCGGUCUGGCUGCGUCUAGUCCCGGAGCUUCAUCGUGCCGGAAUGGAGGAUGUCGAUUCCAGACACAACUUGUUCCGCGGCCAUAGCGACCCCAGUCUGUACGACGGAUCCGUGAGACCGGAUCCUCUCAGCAGGAUCAGCGAGGAAUUCAAGAGGAAGAACGUUAGCACGGAUCCGCCGACCACGACGGAUUAUAGCAUUACGACGUGCGUCAGCCUUAUCCCGGGCACCAAUCUUCAGAACGUCCAUAACGCUAGCACCGACACCUUGGCCAGCCUGGACGCAGCUGGUUAUGCGGCAUAUUCGACGGCCUUGAGUGUGACAAUCGCGAUCGGCUGCAGCCUGCUGAUCCUGAACGUCCUGAUAUUCGCGGGCGUCUAUUAUCAAAGAGACAAAACGCGGCUCGAGGUGAAGAGCCUUCAGCAGCAACAAAUGUUGAGCCAACAAUGCGGUCCUCGCGGUUUCACAGAACUAAAACAACCACCGCCCCCGCAUUCCCAUUACGCCGGAGCGGGCCAAGUGAUCGUCGACGUUGAGAAUGAAAUGUUGAGAAGAAACGUAAUGAAAGGACCUCCUAACGAUCCUGGCGCUCCUUUCCAAGGGCAAGGAACUCAUACACUGCCUCAUCAACAUCAUUACCAGAAACAUCAGCAACAACAGCAUGCCACCCUUCCCCGAGCAUCAGUCAUUCAAGAGAUAAACACACAAACUCAAGGUCCUCCGAACGGAUCUAUACACUUGACGGUCCCCCGGGCUCCGCCGCCACCCAGGGCGAAGAGUCCGCCGGAGAACCAACCCCUUCUGCAGAGUGCGACGGUCUCGAGUCGCGUGUCCCAGGCGACGAUGAGCGAGAUGCGAGUGUGAUGCUUGGACCCCCCUCCGAAGCCAGUCGUCCCAGAUGUCCUCACGGCGUCGACCUUGCUCUAGGCAGAUUCGCCGCGAACCUGUCGCGAGUGGCGGCCCCAAAAGCUGCCAACUCCUCGACGGGUCGACGCAGAAUAUCCCGGGGAACGUGAGCUGCGGACAAACGGAGGGGGGUGCUGGGGAGAGAUUCCUCACCGCUGAGGGAUGGUCGAGCCAAGAUUGCGUCUACCGAAUACAAGAGAGAGAAAAUACCGAUCGAAAUGCGCUAUUGCGAAUUUAGAAGUGCGGAAGAGAGAGAGAGAGAAAGAAACUGCGAGCCACAGCAGAAUACAAAUUAAAUACGUAGAGUUUAAAUCUGUCCCUGCAAUUUCUUCGUAAAUCUCUUCUCUCGGAUUAGAAAAAUAUACGUAUACAAUAUAUAUGCUCUCGUAUAACGCGGAAGGGAUAAUGUUUCGCGUUUACACGAUACUCAUGGGGUUGUACAAAAUUCGUGGAAAUGACAAAGGUCAUUUGUUAACGAAGGGAACGCGCAAAAUUUUUCCCAAAAUUCAUGAAUUUAUUAUCCAUCGCGUUAUACGAGGCCUAUCAUAAUUUUCUCUUUUUCUUUGUUUUUACCAUCGCGUUACGUAGAAGUAUUAUUACCUCUAUACACAAUACACGAGGGUCUUGCUGUAUAAAACUUCAGAGGGUGCAUUUCUACAGAACGCGCAAAGUAAUAGAAUUCUUAAAAAAUUUGAAUUUACUAAAAUUAUAAUUUUACACAAUCAAAGUAAUUGAUAAGAAUACAGUUUGCAAAAGAAAUAUAUAUGUAAUAUAUACGAAAGAGUUUUAAAAAGAAAAAAUCUUCACAAUCUUAUAAUAAUUAUUAUCGAUUGAACCGCGAUAAACGAAAGAGCUGUAAAAAAUAUUUCACAGCGCCUUUCGCUUGAGACUCUACGAUAGUCGGUGGACGUCGAUAAAAAUACUUACGAAGUUUGAACAUCAAGUGAGAAAGAAAUGUGGCAAAGUCGGUCAGAUCACGUUGGAUCAAUCGAGGCUUUAAUCAAAUUUCGUGCGAAGGAAUCAAACGCGAAUGUGAAAUUUCGCUAAUUAUAUUAUUAGUCGAUAAAUGAAGAAUCUCUAGUCGUUAAAGAUGACGAAAGGAGUGACGAAUGGCUCAAUAUGUGAAUCUCGACGGCGAUGAAGACACCCUGUAAAAAGAAGACAUACUAGCCAUAUUACGAUGUUAGAUGUUCCUUGUACAUAACGUGAAUUUAUAUAUACAUAUAAGAACGCCAAAGAGUUUGCUACUUUGUAAGAAGACUUGUAUCCGCGUAUCGUUUGAUUAUUAAUCCUGGUUUUUUUUUUUUUUUUGGUUGAUGUGUCGAUAUUCACGCGUGAUGUCAUAGAAGAAUGAAUGUAAGAGAGAAAUUUUUCGAAACGUAAUGAGCGAGCUUGUUUAUUGACGAGAAUCGACUGAUUAAGCUUUCAGAACUUCAAAGUGUCAGAUUCUUAAUUCUUUGUAGAAUAUUUUCUACAUAUAUAAAGUCUAAUUAUAGAAUCCUCCUUCAAGUCCUUUAACCACUCGUAAAAUAGCUAAUUCUCAGCCAUAGUGUAUCAAGAUUAAUUCUUCUGUCAAUGCAUUUUUUAAGGUGAUCCUAAACGUCCUUGAGAAGUCUGUGAUUUCCGUCCUGUUUU
Molecule: messenger RNA, 5889 nt
Organism: Nylanderia fulva
Lineage: Eukaryota; Metazoa; Arthropoda; Insecta; Hymenoptera; Formicidae
Gene: NLG-4
Product: neuroligin 4
Source: RefSeq, a predicted model, not a curated record